Molecule: messenger RNA, 1335 nt
Organism: Phymastichus coffea
Lineage: Eukaryota; Metazoa; Arthropoda; Insecta; Hymenoptera; Eulophidae
Exons: 8
Coding region: 151-1164 (337 amino acids)
Source: RefSeq, a predicted model, not a curated record
CAACAACAUCGUAAUUUCAAUAGAUCUUUGUUUUAAUAUGGUUAUAUUCUUUGAUAACGUCGGAAAAAUAAUAAUAUUAAAAGUGAUAUUACUGUUUUAUAUCAAAUUUUCUUUAUGAACAUACUUUUUCAAACAUAAUUUUACCACAACAUGGUACAUGAUUUUUUAACUAACUAUUCACCAUGGUUAGAUAUGUUGAUAUGGAACUUGAACAUACCUCUGCAACUUCGAUUAAGAGAAAAUAAGAAAAAUGAUUUUGUUGAAAGAGGUCACAAGGUCAACGAAACAGUUCUUUUAACAUAUAUGAUACUAAUUUGGACUAUUUUAUAUUCAAUCUACAAAAAGUGCCUUAAUGUACAUCUUAGGAAUUUAGGCUAUGCAUUCAUACGAAGGAACAGAAUUUCAAAUACCAUUUGGACUUGUGGUCUCAACACAGUUAUUAUUUUAUAUACAGUAUUUUUAUGGGAUACCAUUUUGAAGCCAGAAUUAAAUGUUAUCAUGUUAAAAAGCCUUUAUAUACAUUAUACUGGAAUCAUAAUUUUAAUUAAUAAAAGUUGGUUGAAAGGAUUUUCAAAUGCAAUGUUGAUAUUGUUUGUAUUUGGUAUUUCUCGAUCCAGUUUAAAGUCUCCUGUUACUAGUAUUUUUUUACUUACAACAAUAGAUGUGCUAAUUCUGGACAUUUGUAAAAUUAUGUAUUUAAAAUGGCCUCAGAAACUUCAUCAAACUUAUACUAAGACUUUGUACAUUAUAUACUGUCUAUUAUGGACUUAUUUAUACAUGGUACAUGUUCCAAUUAACUUAUUGUUGCCUUAUAAAUAUCAAUUCAUACACGAACAAUUAUACCUCUGGCUUUGGUUUAUUACACAGUAUUUCAGUUUCGUUUUAUUAGACUUGAUAAGGAACUUUACAUCAUCAAGAUUAUUAGAACUAUGCCUUUUUCCAAAUCCUUCCACAGAAUCAAUUCACUUAAGAAAAAUUUUUAAUUCUUAUAAAGAAAUGAAAAACAGUACGGGAAAAGAGAGUGUAGCUGCUAAAAAAGAAUUAUGGCAAACUUUAAUGUGUGCGAUGACAAUGAAGAAGAAAUUAAAUAGAUUAAGGAAAUCUAAACAAGCAAAAGAGAAAAAUUUGUUUGAACAGGAAAAUCUAAACAACAAAAGUAAAUGAUCCUACUAGUUAUUUUAUUUAUUUAGAGGAAAUAAAUAUGUAAAUAUACACUAAUAUUUUUGUAAAUAAAUGCGUAAAAAUUAAAUAUUUUAAAGUUUGCAAAACCUGUAAUUCUCUGUGUAAAGGAAAUACGAGUAACUAAAAGUUUUUAAAGGUGACAUAACAGUUUAU